Thyridium curvatum is the source of this 1980-nucleotide messenger RNA. RefSeq lists its product as uncharacterized. The coding region runs from base 1 to 1980 and encodes 659 amino acids. NCBI's taxonomy places the organism in Eukaryota, Fungi, Ascomycota, Sordariomycetes, Thyridiales, Thyridiaceae. The record is from RefSeq and is a predicted model, not a curated record. Gene Ontology annotation, molecular function: oxidoreductase activity, acting on paired donors, with incorporation or reduction of molecular oxygen; monooxygenase activity; iron ion binding. The transcript has 9 exons.
AUGACCGCGACGUCAUCGCAUGACAGCGUGAACGCGGUAGCCCGGGGCUCUGGACACGGUAGGCAGGAUGAUCCAGACGGACGCGUGGACCCGCUGGCCAUUGCUGAUGGGGAUGCCUGCGUGGGACAGGAGGAGCAGUGGGUUCGAGAUGGCCUUGUACUUGGACGCGGGGAAUCAAACCCCCAGACGAGCUCGGGUGGCGUGUCGGGCUGGAAGGGACCACGAUUCUGCGAGUUGAGGGAGGUCCUGCUGCAGGUUAGGCUGACCUCAACCCGAGCUCCCGUCUGGCAUCAAACCACUGAGGACAUGAAUAUGAGCGCUUUGCUUCAAGGCCACGGCCUGCUUUCGCAGGCCUCAGUGGCAACUAUUUUGGGCUACGCUGGGCUCCUUACCUUGGUUGUGACCCUAGGCCUCUGCUGGACCUACCGCAACAGAGCUUUCUGGACUUCUUCCUCUAGGAAUGUGGACUGGAUACCCGGCCCAAAAGGAGAAGCCUUCAUGGGCAACGCCAAGGAACUCAAGACCAACGGCGAAGCCAGCUGCAAGGCAUGGUACUCGCUCUAUCGACGCUAUGGCCCUGCCUACGAGAUCACCAUCCCAUUCUUCCGCCUGCAUGUCAUCAACCACCCCACCUAUCUCGAACACAUACAAAAGCACAACCACAAGAAUUACAUUCGUGGCUCGUUUGCCCGCAAUGCCUUCAGCACCCUCCACCGAGGCAGCAUCUUUAUGACCGACGGUCAGGAAUGGGCGGUCCAACGCAAGGCAGCGACCCGCGCCUUUAGUAAACAGAACUUUGAGAACCACAUCACCAAGUCCCUGCACCAUUGGCUAGAUAUCCUGAUGCGUCUGCUCUCCAAUUUGGCUAAAGAAGAGAAGGAGUUUGACUUCCAGGAGCUCAUGAGCCGCUUCUUGUUUUGCCUAUUCCUGCGGCUCGCCUUUCAUGAGGACCAGCUGGCUCUCGAUGUCAUGUCCGAUGAUCCCAAGUGUCUCGAGUCCCUACCAGACUACGUUAAGGCAUUCGACCAAGCUACCGGUCUGUUCGAUCGCCGGAGGCGUGAUCCGCUGUGGAAGAUUACUGAGAAGCUCUCCGGCGAGGACAAGAUCACAAACAAGGCGGCAGAAAUGUUCUAUGAGAAAGUUGAAUGGAUCAUCAACAAGCGACUGACCGCGAUGAAAGAGGGUUACAAGUACAACCCAGACGAUGGAGUCGACAUCCUUGAUCUCUUUAUCCAGUCCACGACUGAUGUAUACAGACUGAGCGGAAUGAUAUUCGGCUUCCUUGUUGCAGGUCGCGACACAACUGCUUACACCACCUCCUGGUUUAUCAAAGAGAUCUACCAUCAAGAUAAUCGCCACCUUGAUGCUGUAAACAAGAUGCGGACUGAGGCCGCGGAGCUUGGCUUUGCAGAUGCCUUCCUUGGAUACUCGGAUACAUCGAAACUGAAAUUCACGAAUGCUAUGUGGGAUGAGACUGCCCGUCUCGACACUGUCUCUCCAGCGGGCCAGAUGGAGGCUGCUGGUGACGAUAUCCUGCCGGCAGUGCCAGAGCUCAAUAUGCCCGAACGUCAUGUCAAGAAGCAAGUUGAACGAGCCAGAGUUCCCUACAAGUAUCCCUUAUCGCUGACCUUGCCAAACAGAGGAGACAUUGUAAGCUAUCACAACUACGUUCUGUCACGAAUGCCCGAAAUAUGGGGCGAUGAUGCGACUGUCUUCAAUCCAUACCGAUGGUUUAAGGAGGAUGGAGAGAGCAUCUCCUACAGCCCUUUCAAGUACCACUCGUGGAACGCCGGGCCUCGGAGCUGUUUGGGGAGGGCGCUCGCUACGUACGAAGGCAUUUCCAUCACCACUGCCAUUCUUCAACGCUUUGACGUCAUACUCUCGAAUGACACCAAGACGUAUGAGCCUCUUGCAGCUAUGAAUAUGGGUAUCAAGGGUGGACUACCUAUGAAACUGAAGGAAAGGGUCAGAAAGCUCUGA